Molecule: messenger RNA, 363 nt
Organism: Procambarus clarkii (red swamp crayfish)
Lineage: Eukaryota; Metazoa; Arthropoda; Malacostraca; Decapoda; Cambaridae
Product: H/ACA ribonucleoprotein complex subunit 1-like
Source: RefSeq, a predicted model, not a curated record
AUGGUCACCAAGACGGUCAUCGCCCUGGGGCUCCUGGCCACCUUCUGUGCUGUAGCCAUGGCCGCCCCAGAACCCGGCGGUAGAUAUGGUGGUGGUGGUGGAGGAUAUGGAGGUGGUGGUGGAUAUGGCGGUGGUGGAUAUGGCGGUGGUGGCUAUGGCGGUGGUGGUGGAUAUGGAGGAGGAGGGCGUGGGUAUGGUGGUGGCGGUGGCGGAUAUGGUGGCGGCGGAUAUGGAGGUGGUGGCUAUGGAGGUGGCCGUGGCGGCGGACAUGGAGGUGGCGGACAUGGAGGUGGCGGACAUGGAGGUGGCGGCUAUGGUGGAGGAGGCCGUGGUGGAGGCGGUUACGGAGGAUACGGGAAGUAG